Messenger RNA from Triticum aestivum (bread wheat), 1607 nucleotides. RefSeq lists its product as uncharacterized. Lineage: Eukaryota; Viridiplantae; Streptophyta; Magnoliopsida; Poales; Poaceae. The transcript is spliced from 2 exons. The record is from RefSeq and is a predicted model, not a curated record. Gene Ontology annotation, molecular function: nucleic acid binding. Bases 110 to 814 code for a protein of 234 amino acids.
CAGCAGCAGAUCCUCAAUAUCAACAGUAGCAAAUCACUGGCCCUCAACAGAAGCAACGGCAGCAGAUCCUCAACAGCAAUAGCAGCAAAUCGUUGGCCCAAUUGCAAGCAUGGUAGUCCUAGACCUCAAUUUCACUCCACCCGAAGAAGGCAACGAAGAACCUGAAGAAGAAGGCAACAAUGCUGGUCAAAAUUCAGGAGUACAAAGGCAAAGGAAUUGGCUCACUGAUGCACAGAGAUAUGCCGCUUACAUGUCCUUGGAAACCCUCCAUAAGAGUAGAGGAGGCAAGUUCAAGAGAACUGAUAAGAAGGAUGUGGCUGCAAUAUUUGGAGCACAUGUUCGAGUUAUUCAAAGAAUAUGGGAGACGGCAAUGAAACAGAAAGGCCUUGGUCAGGAGGUGGAUGUUUCAAACAAAAGAAAGGAAAAUUGUGGAAGAAAAUCUUAUGAUGAUAUCCUAUCUCUCAUUCCGACAAUUCCCUUGAACAAGAGGUCAACUAUUCGAUCUCUAGCCAAGGCACUGGGUGUAAGCCCUACUACACUAUACAAGAAGUUCAAGUUGAACAAGAUAAGGAAACACUCCAACAGGGUUAAGCCGGGACUGACAAAGAAAAAUAAGAGAGAUAGGGUGGAUUUUUGCCUCUCUAUGCUAGAUGAGGCAACAUUAGGAGAUGUAAGCCCAAGUUUCAGGAGUAUGCAUAAUAUUGUUCACAUCGAUGAGAAAUGGUUCUCCAUGACCAAGAAAAAAAGAACUACUAUCUGCUGCCUGACGAAGAGGACCCGAAAAGACCUGUCAAAAACUCUAUUGGAAAAGUGAUGUUUCUCACAGCGGUAGCAAGACCACGGUUUGAUGAAGAUGGGAACAUGACAUUCUCCGGAAAAAUUGGGGUAUGGCCAUUCGUGAGAGUGACUGCAGCAGCAAAAAGAAGCAAGAAUAGGGAAAAGGGGACAUUGGAAACAAAGCCUGUCAUAGUGACGAGGGAUGUGAUGAGAGAGUACAUUAUACAGAAGGUUGUGCCAGCGAUUCAAGCAUUGUGGCCUGCAGAUGAUGAUGGACGACCCAUUUUUAUCCAGCAAGAUAACGCGAGAACACAUAUCCUACCUAAUGAUCAAGCAUUCGCAGAAGCUGUGGACGAAAGUGGCCUGGACAUUAGAAUAAUGUAUCAGCCUCCAAAUUCUCCGGACAUGAACGCCCUGGACCUUGGGUUCUUCAGCUCUAUUCAGUCGCUAACAGACUGCAAAAGUCCAAAAACUAUUCCAAAGCUGAUUAAAGGUGUUCAAGAGGAGUUCGAUGGAUAUGAAGUUUCAAAACUGAACAGAGUAUUAUAACUCUGCAGACUUGCAUGGUUGAAGUAAUGAAGAAUGGUGGAGCCAAUAAAUACAAAAUCCCGCACAUGAACAAGGAUAGGCUAGAAAGGCUACAACUGCUACCGCCCAGGAUCUCAGUUCCUCCUGAAGUGUAUGCAAUGGCACUAGAGAUGCUUGGACGCUGAUCCUACUCCAGUUUGUUGUGUAUUCUACUCCAGUUUGUUGGGAGUACUUGUGUAUUCCGUGUUUACAAGAAAAGGAGUAUGUGUUUAUGUGUGAACUUGGAGUAUAUUCUUUACUUG